Molecule: messenger RNA, 288 nt
Organism: Cooperia oncophora
Lineage: Eukaryota; Metazoa; Nematoda; Chromadorea; Rhabditida; Trichostrongylidae
Source: the annotation of a GenBank genome assembly
AUGUAUGAGUUGGCAGAAGUGGUGGACGAAUGGACCAAAGAGUACGACUCAAGGACACGACUUAUGCACCCAUAUGCACCUUAUAUGGGAUGUGCCUAUAGGCACCCACCGGGACCUGAUCCAAAGACCCUUUUCAAACUAGCCUGCGUCUACACUAGUGAUCGUCCCAGAACCGAUGUACCUCAGACUAUGGCAUGCAACAAGAAGGCAGACUGUGGAUAUUUCGGAUAUGGUUUUUAUUGCCUCACUAAUCUUUGCUUUGCUCCAACCCGCACUGCUAUCUUAUAA